Centrocercus urophasianus (Greater sage-grouse) is the source of this 2391-nucleotide messenger RNA. It is a transcript of the gene CA4, whose product is annotated as carbonic anhydrase 4. Gene Ontology annotation, cellular component: plasma membrane. NCBI's taxonomy places the organism in Eukaryota, Metazoa, Chordata, Aves, Galliformes, Phasianidae. The coding region runs from base 237 to 1187 and encodes 316 amino acids. Gene Ontology annotation, molecular function: carbonate dehydratase activity; zinc ion binding. The transcript has 8 exons. The record is from RefSeq and is a predicted model, not a curated record.
AGUGUUAGAAAACUGUAUUCCUUUUGCCAUUCAUUUUGGAGAAAUGAAUUUAGGCAGACCGUGAGUAGAGUAAAUCUGGGGAAAUUACAAGGGGGAGGAGUUCACCUUCCUGGCUAUGGCUUUCAGGUCUGUCCAGGACUACUUACUCCAGUAUAAAACUGAGAGCAGAAAUAUGAUCACAUACUAAGAAGUCUAAUCAAUUCUGGUUUCAACACUGAGCCUAUUUAAAAUAGAUAAUGGAAUUGCUGUUCCUUGUUCUGUUCUCUCUGCACAUUCUCAAGACAGAGGUAGUAGUUGGACAACAUUGGUGCUAUCUGUCGCAGAAGAACAAAGAGCCAACCUGUGAAGACCCUCGACGCUGGCAUGCAGUAGAUGCCAACUGCAAAGGAAGCAAACAGUCACCCAUCAAUAUUGUCACCAAAAAUGUCAUUUAUGACAAGAGCCUGACGCCACUGUAUUUUGAAAAUUAUGAUGUGAAAGAGACCUCAAAAUGGACAAUAGAAAACAACGGACAUACAGUUAAGGUAACACUGAGCAUGCACCCUAAAAUUGAAGGCGGAGGUCUGAAGAGAAGAUACAAGGCGGUAGAAUUCCAUCUGCACUGGGGAGUCCAAGAGGAACAGCUCUACUUUCCUGGGUCAGAACACAGCAUAGAUGGUGAAAAACAAGCUAUGGAGCUUCAUAUUGUCCACAUAAGAGAAGAUGCUUUGGAUUUAACAGAUGCAAAGCACUAUGCAGAUGGUAUAGCUGUGCUAGCAUUCUUUAUAAAGAUUGAUGGAGAAAAUAAAAACUAUACAACUCUAAUAAGUGAAUUAGAUAAUAUUCUACAGAAAGACACGUCAUCACAGAUGGAGCCGUUGCCGCUGAAUUCUCUUCUCCCACCGACAUAUGAACUUGAAAAGUACUAUCGGUACGAGGGCUCCCUCACCACUCCUGACUGCCACGAGACGGUCAUCUGGACAGUGUUUGAGAAGCCAAUUCAACUCAGUUUAUGGCAGGUUUCCCAGUUCUCAUCAGUUCACUUCGGAGGGACGAACUCAACGCUCAUGUCUGAAAACUUUCGGCCUGCUCAGUUUCUGAAUGGUCGAUAUGUGUACUGGUCCGGUGCCAGCAGCCUCCUGCCUCCUGCUCAUGUUUUAAUGUUGGCUCUGAUCCUUCUAUACCUCCUGAAUUCUCUCUUCCAAUGAAUAAUUCUCACCUCAUUCAAGGUUCUGGGCUUUUAUUCUGUUUUGGUUUUGUAUCAAGUAUUCCCUCUAACCACUGACUCCUUAAUUAUAUCUGAAUACAGAAUAUUCUCUCCUCCUCCUUCGUACAUUAACCAACAAUUUCUGUUGCUGCUCCUAUAUAAAAUGAAUUCAUGGCCUAAAUUACAAAAAUCCUAAAGAACUGUAAGAUUAAACUACAAAGAUUCUCAUUUUAAAAACACUUAAAGAAAACAUUAGGAUGGAUUAUCAGCAAUCCUGUGGUUUUAACACAACAGUGGAAGGACACUUGAUAAGUUAUACGGAGGACUUUCAGGAGGAAUCUCUUCUUAAGUGCCUGUGAGGGUGUUUUUUUUCUGGAGUAUGUUUACAUUCAACACUGCGAGUCAGGAAGGAACGCCUGGAGGAAUUCUUGUUAUGCCUACAUUGUCCUAUAUGAAGGUAAAAUACAGAGCAUAGAGAUGCUUACAGAAUUGAACAACUUGUGUUUGGAGCACAAGACUUCCAAGAUCCUUCACAGUUUUCAUUUCUAUAACAAAAUGGAACAGUUCAAGAAAUGGCUCUUUCCAGUAUCACUUUUUUAGAAACAUUUAAAUUUCAAUUUGAACAUCUCAGAGAGAAUAUUCCCACUAUUAUUUAAAGCAUAACAUACCUUCAAAAUAUUCAUGUAUGGCUAACAUUCAUAGUUUCAGUCAGAAGAUUUCAAUUUGAAUUGGUUUCUUCAGCUCUUACCCAGUUACAUUCAGGAACACUCAACAUACUGGAGAAUGGGAUUUCCUUGCACUGUUCCAGCUCUCUUUCUGAAGACAGACAGAACUGACUGCUUUCUUCAGCUAGUGCCAUACGCAUUGCAGCUGCUUUGAGCAUUUUAGAUUUUGGCCAUCCCAGGAUAACAUUUCAUUCCAGAGGAUGACUACUUUCUUUAGGGCAAUGUUUGCAAGGAAGUCUCUACGUUACAGCUACACAGUCAUUUUCAGGAUGAUAUGACAGUGUGACUAACUGCAGGUCACCAAAGGAGAAAAGUCAUUUUCAUAUUUAAUAAUUAAUAAUAUGAGCUUAAAAAAAACCAUGGGAAAGCAGAUUUACCUUGUUAUGUUUAGAAGAAUGGUUAGGACUUUAACUGUAUUUUUAAGUAACAGAAAAUCUUUGGAGAAGCAAACAAAAAAGAAAGAUUAAAACUGAACAUACU